Molecule: messenger RNA, 4566 nt
Organism: Sardina pilchardus (European sardine)
Lineage: Eukaryota; Metazoa; Chordata; Actinopteri; Clupeiformes; Clupeidae
Gene: espl1
Product: extra spindle pole bodies like 1, separase
Exons: 22
Coding region: 198-4328 (1376 amino acids)
Biological process (GO): proteolysis; meiotic chromosome separation
Cellular component (GO): cytoplasm; centrosome; mitotic spindle
Molecular function (GO): protein binding; cysteine-type endopeptidase activity
Source: RefSeq, a predicted model, not a curated record
UAGAGAGUGUGUUGGUGUACGAAGGGUUAACCUUUAACCUCACACAACACACAGAUCGUCUGGCUGCCCUGAACAAGAGUCUGUCCCUGUGGGCGGGGCUAUUGAAGGAGGGGGCGGGAUUCGGGGCGGGGCCAGUGAUACGAAACCCCGCCCACACCACCUCCAGUCUCUUCCUGCUGGCCUCACUCUACACACUCAUGAGCAAGCCACUAGAGGCGCUGCAGAGCUACCAGCUGGCUCACCGUUUGUCCCGUUGCCUUGGCGAUGCCCAGAGCAGUGCCAGCGCCCUGUGCCACUGUGCACGAGUACUAAUGGAGCUCGGAGAGUGGGAGAGUGCACGGGUGCACCUGGAGCAAGCUGAAGAGUGGAUCGCCAAAGCUGCUGCUUCUAGUAGCAUUUCACUCAUCUCCAUGACAACCAAACUGCUCAGAGCUUCCAUCUGCUACUGCACUGGAGAGGUGGAGCAAGGUGUGUGUGUGCUGUGUGAGGUGUUGGUUGCCGUGGAGAAGAGGCGCUCCAGGAGCUUCUACAUGCUGAAGGCUCAAGCCCUGCAGACAGCAAGCAGAUACCUGAGUCUGGACACACACUCCCUCAACACACAGCUGCGCAAGAACAUCACCCAGCACGGCCUGAUUUCUCCAGAUGUUGCUCAGUAUGAAGGCAUGAAGCUUCUGCACAGUUUGGUUGUCAUGUUGCUUGGAAACGGGUUGUUUGGUGCGUCCAGCUCGAACAGCGACAGCAGCUGCAGCAGCAGCACAGCACAAGAUAACUCAGGUGAUGGGUUGCUGAUGAAGUACCAGCUGCUGUCGGAGGUGUGUGUGUGUGCACGCCGCCUGGUGUGUUUGCGCAGCAAGGCUGGUUCCGCUCACGAGGCCAAAGUGCAGUGCCUAGAGGCCCUGAAGCUCGCCUGCAAGCUACAGAGCGUCAACCACUGUGCUGAUCUGCUGGUGUGUAAGGCGGAGCUGGAGUUGCUGAAGGGGGCGUCUGAAGAGAGCGCUCAGGAUCUACAGAGAGUCAAGAACUUACUGGAGUCCUGCACAGAUUCCUCAGGUGGGCUUGGCUCUGACAGGAAGUUGAAUCUGCGUAAAGUUGUGAUGUCAUCGGACCUCCAAGCUCCGCCUCCACAGAGUCAGGAGGAGGAGCUUAAUGAUGACACUGAAGGGCUCCUGUCCUCUCGGCCAAUCCCGCGCAUCGCAGUGGAAUGUGUGGGUGUGGCCAGUGCACAGGGCUCCUCCCCUCCUCUGAAGCAGCGCUCUGAUUGGCUGAAGAGCCUGAGCCACGCUGCAGAGUGUGUGUGUGCCGUGUGCUCUGACCUGACGCUGGGCCGUGUGUGUGUGAACUGGGCUCUGGCCUCCGCAGCACUCUCCUCUCACACACACACACACACUCACCUCAAGACCAAGUCCAGCACUCACACACACUCGCGCGCCGUCCUCCGUCUCUACCGUGUGUGUGUGCAGCGCUGCCAGCGUCUCUCACACACUCUGGCCAGAGAGCUCCACAGCCUCACACACACACACACACACACACACACACACACACACACACCCCUCCAUCCCCUGCUGCGUGUGCAGGUGGCUCGGGCGCUGCUGGGCCAGGCAGAGAGCAUGAUGGGACAUCGGCCGACGCUGAGCCCGGAGCUGCACGGGGUGCUGGAGAAGGGGUUGAAGGUCGCGACCCCCAGAGGUCACUCGUGGGCGGAGCUGCAGACCAUCAGGGCGGAGCUGUUGGCGCUGAGGGGUGUGGCCUGUUGCCUAGCGAUAGCGGCGAAGCGGCAGGUGUGUGUGGAAGAGCUGUUCUCUGGGGCGUGGCCGUGGAAUCCCCCGCAGAAGAGCGAGCCCAGCAGCGUGUGUGAGCCUGCAGAGGAGCAGCACACACACACACUCACACACACUCCGAGAGCAGCGUUCCAGACUCCCGCUAGAGUGGCCAGAAGCUCGCUCAGCACAGCACCCAAAUCCUCCCUAAGGACCGCCCCCUCCCUAAGGGCCGCCCCCUCGGUGUUCAAGACGCCGAGCGCCACUAGGCUCCGCCCCAAAGCUGCGGCCACCUCCCUCAGCGUGUUUGAGUUCCCAGGAGGCAGCAGUCCGGAGCGCUCACACACACACUCACACGUCACACCACUCGUCCGCUCCGGAGCCAAGACCAGUGGGCGUGGCUUCCAGGUGUUCCAGGACGCAUCGCCUACAGAGGCCCCGCCCCCCAAAGCACCUCCUGCUCCGAGACGAACCAAGCGCUCACGAUUCAAGGUGGUCUUCAGCGAUGAGAGUGAUUCGGACUCUGUGGCGCCCCCUGUUGCUGAGGUGAAGAAGCAAUCGCCACAAACGUCCAGGAAGUCCCGCCCCCCUCAGAAAGCCCCCACCAAUCAGAAAGCCCCUCCCACCCAGAGAACAACCCGCGGGAAGAGCCAAUCAGCUGCUGCGCCUCAAGAGGGAGUGGCUCUGACUCAACAGCGCCCGAGAAGGGGCCGUCCCAAGAAAGACUCCGCCCACUGCGAAGAGGUGGAGACCUUGCGCACCAACAGCGAUGAAGAGGACCUGAAAGGAGACCAGAGCCUGGAGCUCCUCCAGCUCUCCGACACUGACACAGGAGAUGCUGUGGACGGUCUAGAUGAGUGUGAGAUCCUACGGCGAGACCUCGGCACAGAAAUGGGGUGUGGCUCCGCGAUGGACAUCAGGACGGCUGUUGAGCCCCUCACACACAUUUAUAACGGAAUAGACGUAUCUCUAGACUCCGCCCUCUCUAUCCUGCGGUCGUCAUGGCAGCUCCUGCAGCAUGCCCCGCCCCCCUCCCUCUUCUCCCGCCUCUCGUCCAUCAUCGCCCAAUCACACGGACACAAGGACCCCCUCACCACGGCGAUGAUGCACGCAAACGCCCUGGGCAUUACCACACGACAUCACAUGACCCGCCACCUAGCAUCACGCAUGAGGAAGUGGAGGAAGUGCCAGCCAGACGUGGCGGAUGCUCUGGGAGCUCUGAGUCUGGAGGAGGCGCAGAAGGAGACGCAGAAGGAGACGCAGAAGCUCCUCAGGAUGCAGCAGAUCUUCUCCUUCCCCACCGCAGAGCCCUGCGCUCUCCCCCAAGCACUGCAGGACCUCCCAAAAGGUGUGACUGUGUGCAUGUUGUCGGUGGUGGAGGCGUGGCCUGGCAUGAUUGACACCCUUCUGCUGACUCGUCUGGAGAGAGACUCCUCCCCCAUAACCAUACGCAUCCCAACGGGCCAAUCACAGCACUCUGUGAGUGUGUGUGUGGCUGAGUUGGAGGCUGUGCUGGAGCAGCAGAAGCAACUCAACGGCGUCUCAGAGAAGAACCAGUGGUGGGAGGGAAGGCGGAGCCUAGACUCACGCAUGCAGAGGCUGCUGGAGCGCAUGCAGGAGUGUUUGGGGGUGUGGCUAUGCUUGCUCCUCCCCCUGACUGCAGACUCCGCCCUCCCAGAGCAGCUGGCCCAGAUGCCCCGCCCCCCCUCCUGCUCCCUCACAACACACCUGCUGCAGGUGGUACUCUCGGCUGCUCCUCUGCUCUCCCACUCUGACCUGCAGAGCCUGGCUGAGGGGGCGGGGCUUGACCAGGAGGCGGGGCUAACUCUCCAGAAGGCGGCGGCCAAACUACAGAAGCGGGCGGAGCCAGAGGGACACACGGUGCUAAUUUUGGACAAGUACCUCCAGAAGCUUCCGUGGGAGAGCAUUCCGUGCCUCAGGCCUCGCACAGUCACACGCAUGCCGUCUCUACAAGCAGUUCUGGGACACGCCUACCUUCAGAAGCUGGAUGCUGAGUGUGUGUUGGCGCAGGGUGUGGACCCUCAGCAGGUGUUCUAUGUUCUGAAUCCGGAUGGAAACCUUCCAGAUACACAGCAGCGCUUCAAAGAGUGGUUUACCAGUGAGGAGGCCUGGCAGGGUGUGUGUGGCUCCGCUCCUGAUGCAGGAGAAUUGCAGGAAGCCAUGGCAACCAAGGACCUUUACAUUUACGUGGGUCACGGUGCAGGGGCGCGGUUCCUGGACUCGGGGCGCCUGCUGAAGGGGGAGGUGCGCUGCGCCGCCCUGCUGUUUGGAUGCAGUAGUGCAGCUCUGAGUGCCCACGGCCUGCAGGAGGGGACCGGCAUAGUGCUCAACUACCUCAGCGCUGGAUGUCCUCUGGUUUUAGGGAACCUGUGGGACGUGACGGACCGUGACAUCGACCGCCUGACGGUGGCGCUGCUGCGCUCGUGGCUCUCUGGGGGGCGGAGCUCCUCGCUGCUCGCUCACCUGCCCGCCGCACGCACACACACACGCCUCACACACAUCAUCGGAGCCGCACCUGUCGCCUACGGCCUGCCCAUACACCUCAGAUAGUGUGCACACACACACACGCCUCACACACAUCAUCGGAGCCGCACCUGUCGCCUACGGCCUGCCCAUACACCUCAGAUAGUGUGCACACACACACACAUACACACACACACACACACACACACACACACACAGACACACGCACUUGUAUCAUAUCCAAGCAAAACAGCAAGUCACACACACAUACGUGCUUAAUGAUUUUCUCAGGCAUAAUGAGUAUAUGUUUUUAAUUGGUUUUAUU